CAUCACGUUUACAAAUUUUUUGUAAUUUAAUUUUAAAAUAAAUUAGAAAAAAUAUAUUCACUAGAUAAUUAUGAAUAUCUUAGCUGUAUCAAUUAUAUUCUCAGUGUUAUUUCAUAUGCCAGAUGUGAUAGCUUCUUUAGAUAGUGAAGAUGUUCGCAAUUAUUUAGGAACUCGCACUCCUUACAGAUUUAUUUCAAAUAAAAAUGAUUCUAAGAUAAAAUAUCCUAACUGCAAGGAUUCUAAAAUAUGGAUGAUGAUUCGCCAUGGAACAAGACUGCCAAGUGCUAAGGAUAUUUUGGGCAUGAACAGUACGCUUCGGGAUUUGAAAUAUGAAAUUCUGCUCAUGCACAAAAAAGGCAAAGGUGAACUGAAUCUAGAGCAGUUGAAACUGUUAGAAGACUGGUCCAAACACAUAGAUGUUGAGCAGGAGAAGUUCUUGGCUCGGGAAGGUCAAGAUGAGAUGAUACUGCUAGCUGAGAGAAUGCAUAAAAGAUUCCCAAAUGCUAUAAAAAAUAAGUACAAUAAUAAAACAUUCAUGUUCCGUUAUACGGCUACACAGAGAGCGCAGCAAAGUGCAAGAUAUUUCACCAUCGGUUUAUUUGACAAGAAAGAGUCUCAGGGAGUGAUUUUUUCACCUGCAAACAAAGUAGAUCCAGAAUUAAGAUUUUACAAACAUUGUGACAAGUGGCAAAAGCAAGUUAAGAAAAAUCCAGACACAUACGUCGAGCAAAAAUUGUACGGCACAAGUGCUGAAAUGAACAAGACUAUAGCCGCUGUUAGCAAAAAGUUGGGUCUAGAUAAAGUCUUGAGUUUAGGAACUGUGAAUUUAAUGUAUAAGAUCUGCGGAUUUGAAACGUCUUGGAAUAAGCAUCAUUUGUCGCCAUGGUGCAGUGCUUUUGAUCAGGAGAGUGCAGAGGUGAUGGAAUAUUAUCACGAUUUGAAACAUUAUUGGAUGGAUGGCUAUGGCCAUGAUCUGACUUACAGACAAGCAUGUAUGGCGAUCAAAACCAUGUUUGAUAAUUUCAGGUGCCACAAAAGAGACCCUCAUGCUAUAUUCCUGUUCGCACACUCGGGGACUCUACUAAAGAUCCUCACACACAUGCAUCUGUAUAAACCGGAGUCUCCUCUACGAGGCGACGCCAUCGACAGGAAGAGGCCGUGGCGAGCUACCAAUAUUGACUGCUUCGCUUCUAACUUAGCUUUUGUAUUGUACAAGUGCAAAGAUGGCGACCGCGUUUUGACGUUGCACCAAGAGAGAAUAAUAAAGCUGCCGAUGUGUGAGAGCGAGUUGUGUCCCCUGGAGCACCUGAAAGAAUACUUCCACGAUUCCAUUUACAACUGUGAUUAUUCCGACAUGUGCAGCCUUGAUAAAGAUAAUAGUUCUUAA
Messenger RNA from Ostrinia nubilalis (European corn borer), 1387 nucleotides. Its product is annotated as multiple inositol polyphosphate phosphatase 1-like. Gene Ontology annotation, molecular function: acid phosphatase activity; inositol phosphate phosphatase activity. NCBI's taxonomy places the organism in Eukaryota, Metazoa, Arthropoda, Insecta, Lepidoptera, Crambidae. Bases 71 to 1387 code for a protein of 438 amino acids. The transcript is spliced from 9 exons. The record is from RefSeq and is a predicted model, not a curated record.